GUUUCCUGCCGGCCGCAGGUCUCGCACCGCAACCAUGGUGGAUGUCAUGGAGUUGCCCAGGUCGCGCGUCAAUGCCAGCAUGCUAGCUCAGUUCAUCGACCGGCCGGUCUGCUUCGUAGGGAGGCUGGAAAAGAUUCAUCCCACUGGAAAAAUGUUUAUUCUUUCAGAUGGAGAAGGCAAAAAUGGAACCACUGAGUUGAUGGAGCCCCUUGAUGAAGAAAUCUCUGGAAUCGUGGAAGUAGUUGGAAGAGUAACGGCCAAGGCAACCAUUAUGUGUGCAUCAUAUGUCCAGUUUAAAGAAGAUAACCAUCCUUUUGAUCUUGGACUAUACAAUGAAGCUGUGAAAAUUACCCAUGAGUUCCCUCAGUUUUUUCCUUUGGGGGUUGUGCAAUAUGAUUGAUCUUGAUGAACACAUUGAAGACUGUCAUAGGAAGCCCCUGAUAUUUGAGGGGGAGACUUCUGUGAUUUUUCAUAUUUAAUUUGUUCUCCUUUUAA
Molecule: messenger RNA, 495 nt
Organism: Mirounga angustirostris (Northern elephant seal)
Lineage: Eukaryota; Metazoa; Chordata; Mammalia; Carnivora; Phocidae
Product: replication protein A 14 kDa subunit-like
Exons: 1
Coding region: 35-400 (121 amino acids)
Biological process (GO): double-strand break repair via homologous recombination; nucleotide-excision repair; DNA replication
Cellular component (GO): site of double-strand break; nucleus; DNA replication factor A complex
Molecular function (GO): damaged DNA binding; single-stranded DNA binding
Source: RefSeq, a predicted model, not a curated record